Durotheca rogersii is the source of this 2110-nucleotide messenger RNA. RefSeq lists its product as uncharacterized. Bases 143 to 1783 code for a protein of 546 amino acids. Lineage: Eukaryota; Fungi; Ascomycota; Sordariomycetes; Xylariales; Xylariaceae. The transcript has 2 exons. The record is from RefSeq and is a predicted model, not a curated record.
CGUGCCACCAAGUCGAAAACUUCCUCCCGCGAUUCUUUCCUCGCUGUCUACCCAACCCGUACGCGCGAGCACGAAGCCCUCGUGAUAUAAACCGGCAGGCAAAGAAGACCCCGUGCCCCCCCCCUCCUCUCAUGCAGCGGUAAUGAGACAAGGCAGAGUGCUGCACUGGAGCAAAGGCCGGGAUAAGGUGCUCAGAAUACGAGUGCCGGGCUCUCGCGGCAGCUACCUGCCGCCGCCGCCGUCCCUCGCCGACCAGGAUGCGGCCGGCCCGUCGCUGGCCAGCGACCGCGACGAUACCUUCGCCGUCGACCCCGCCACCCGGACGGUGAGGACCGUCGUCGGCGACCUCCCCCUGUCUCCCAUCAUGGACCCCACCUUCUGGGAGGCCACCCGCCGCCACCAGGCCCCCAAGCUCCGCAACUGCAAGCCCCAAAACUCGGUCGAGCGCCAGAUGCGCGCCAACCCCUUCGCGAAGGCCCUCGCGACGCCGGUGCGGUACUGCGCCAUCACCCAAGUCCGUCUCCCCAGGUUCUUCCUCCAGGAAUUCGACACCAUCGGGCACCCCGAGACCGGCAAGCCCUGGCUUGUCCCACACAGCAUUCUGCCCGACGAGCCAGAUGCGCGCGACGAGGACGAGGACGAGGACGAGGACGACGCUGACAGUCAGGGCAUACAGGCGGCUUUUGAGGAGGCGGAGUGGAUAGGGUGCGCAGAGGUCACGGGGAAUGUAGAAACCUCUGAGAACGCGCAGGACUCAGAGAGCCUAGAGGGUAUGGACGGCAAGGAGAGUGUAGAAAGCGCGGAGAGCCCGGAGGCUGCUGGGGAGGGCAAGGAGAGCACCGAGAGCACCGAAGCUGCGCCGUCCGAGCUGCACAACGCGCAGGCGGACCCUGAGUCGGCGGAGCCAAAGCUGCAGAAUGGCGAGCCAGAGGGUGCCGCCGCCGCUUCCCCUCCUCCUCCUCCUCACGCUGCGCCCUCGCCUUCGAAAGAGCAAGAGCCGCCCCGCGGGCAGGCCGUCAGCGUUCUGGCGCGCAGGGACCUCCUGGCCGCCUUCGUGACCAAGGGCACGGGGCUCGAGCACGCGGCCCGGCGGCUCGGGGGCGCGGGCACGACGUUCCGCCACCUGGCGAAAUACACGGUCUGGCGGCGCGACAUGGACUCGUACAUCCUGGCGCUGCUGCGGGACGCCGCCGCCAGCGAGCUGCGGUACCUGUCGGGGCUGUGCGCCGCGGGGGACCGCCACUACUUCGACCCGUGCGCUGACUGGGACGAGGUCCGGCGCAAGCACCGGGGUAACAUCCUGUGGUUCGGCGAGCCCGCCGCUACCGCCGCUACCGCCGCCGCGGCGCAGCCCCCCGGCCUCUUCGCCGUGCUCGACGUCGCCGGCUACACCCCCAAGGGCGACGCCGCCAACUACAGCCUCGUCGUGCACAACGUGCCCCUGCUGCUCGGCGAGGACCACGCCCGCCGCCUCGCCGACGAGGCCGCCGCCUUCCGCGACGGCUCCCUCUUCAUGUUCGUCAGCCGCCGGACCGCCGAGGUGCAGGUGAAGCUCUGGAAGCUGCACGGGUACCUCUCGGACUACCGGUGCGGGCGAUCGACGCUGCCCCCUCGAACCGACCUAUCGCGGCCCGAUGUUGGGCGGCAAUCUGCCUUCUCCACUCGUCGGCCCCAGGGCUUGAGGGAGGGCGGGGGAGGCGAGGGGGCUAACCCCCCCGUACGCCUCGGCGGUUCAGUCGACGCUUGGGAAUCAAACCAACCUCCUCUCCAAGACUCGUACUAGGCGGCUCGCGGUAGUCGUGACGGAACCAGCUAGCCGCGUACAACAUAGGUACCUGCGUCUUCUGUCGCCUACUACUACGUGACAAUUAAGCACGAAGGAUGCCCGAAAUCCCGGUCGCUACAUUUGCCAUCUAGGAACCGCACUCUCAAGGCGUGGGCCAGCUGCCAUCUACGGUAUAGCAACUUCGUAGAGCUUAUGCCCAAGCCGUCGAAGGAACUGGAUCACCAAGGUCGGCGCACAGGUGUGUACGAUCAACGAAUACACAAAUGUAUAUCAUGUAGCCCUGAAUAAUUGAAUAAUUCCCACAUAGAAGAUAUCAACAAGUUA